Molecule: messenger RNA, 3376 nt
Organism: Myripristis murdjan (pinecone soldierfish)
Lineage: Eukaryota; Metazoa; Chordata; Actinopteri; Holocentriformes; Holocentridae
Gene: sox19b
Product: SRY-box transcription factor 19b
Exons: 3
Coding region: 176-1099 (307 amino acids)
Biological process (GO): negative regulation of transcription by RNA polymerase II; positive regulation of transcription by RNA polymerase II; neuron differentiation
Cellular component (GO): nucleus
Molecular function (GO): DNA-binding transcription activator activity, RNA polymerase II-specific; RNA polymerase II cis-regulatory region sequence-specific DNA binding
Source: RefSeq, a predicted model, not a curated record
UGGUCGACGGCCGGCCACAACUGCACAAGGGGACCAGGAGAACUUUUUUGGUUAACAGGCAGAUCAGUUCAGUCUGAGUAACCCGGCCGAGUGUCAACAAGUGGGUUUCUGCGUCUUGGUGGGCCUGGCUACUUUUUUACUAGAGCGAAGAAGAGGCAAAUUAAAUAAAGCGAAGAUGUACAGCAUGAUGGAACACGAGCUGAAGCCGACCGGCCAGCCUCCGACGCACCAGACCUCCCAGGGAAUGUCACCGGUGACGGGCAACAUGACCGGGAACAUGGGCAGCAACGGCAACUCUCACCCCAGCUCCAAAACGGCAUGUCCGCCUGGAGGCGACCCGAUGGAUAAAGUGAAGAGGCCCAUGAACGCUUUCAUGGUGUGGUCCCGGGGCCAGAGGCGCAAGAUGGCCCAAGAAAACCCCAAAAUGCACAACUCUGAGAUCAGCAAGCGCCUGGGAGCGGAGUGGAAACUUCUGACCGACGCCGAGAAGCGGCCGUUCAUUGACGAGGCCAAGCGGCUCCGGGCCGUCCACAUGAAGGAGUACCCGGACUACAAGUACAAGCCACGCCGCAAGACCAAGCCCCUGCUGAAGAAAGACACUCAGGUGGGCAAGUACCCGCUCUCAGCCGGGAACCUGCUGGCCGCGGCGGCGCAGGGCCAAGGCGGGAGUCCCAGGAUGGAGAGCUACGGCUGGGGCCCCACCGGGGGGUACGCCGGCAUGCAGGGAGAGGCGCUCGGCUACACGCAGCAACUCCACCGCUACGAUCUAUCGGCCCUCCAGUACCCCCCUGCAAUGACGGCAGCACAGACCUACAUGAACGGAGCCAACUCAUACAGCCCCAUGUCGUACAGCAGCAGCCCCCAGCAGCCCAGCCCCGUCACCAUGUCCAUGGUGAAACCAGAGCCGGUGUCCCACUCACCUCCGACGGGGACGCCAAGCCACCACCGCGGGCCCCUGCAGGGCGACCUCAGGGACAUGAUCAGCAUGUAUAUCCCAGGCCCAGGAGGGGACACCGGCGACCCCACGGCAGCACAGAGGGGCUACAGCAGCGUCCAGCAGCACUACCUCACUGGGACCGUCCCACUCACACACAUCUAAGAAAAGGGCCGGUUUCAUAACUGGGGAUGAUGGGAUUAAAGACUGAAUGGUGUGGGAGGACCAGUAACAUUCAUGAUGCACAGCUGGCCGGGGAUGGAGUCUGGUCUGGGUGACUCUAGGCUGACAGUAACAUGGCGACACACACACAUACACACUCAAAUACAGGCCCAUGCAUUCCACACAAACACCUGUAAUCACCCACAUCUGGCAGCAAACAUGCAAGGCGUGGCUUUUCUUCUACUUUUAAGAUAAAAAGGCUUUUUCUACCUCUUCAAUUGAUGGCUUAGACUUUACACACAUCUAACCCAGCUAAUUAACCCCCCCCCCCCCCCCCCCCCCCCCCAGCCACAUACACACACACUCAUACACAUGGCUGCGACUCCAACUCAAUUUGCCAGCAUCUCCAGUGGACUUCUCCUCAUGAAGGGCUGCUGUAAAUACAGUGUCAUCUGUUUAUCGUGUACAUAUUAUGAAUUUAGCCUUUUUGUCUUUUACUUUUUGCUAGAACUUGACCAUAAUAACAUCCAAUCACAAACCCUUUUUGAUACCUCAUGUUGCCACUUGUGUCACUGGGGCUCCUGAAUGUUCCACUGUAUACCAAUUCUGCGUCCUCCCUGGUUUGUCCCGUCGUCUGGUGCGGCUGUGACGCCGGCACUCGCAGUGCCGGGUGUUCAACACACACACCCCCCCGGCACCAGGGCUUUCAGUCUUCCACCGCUUCACCUGUGAGCCGGUGACUGCCACCCGCAACCCCAACACUUCAGAGAGGCACCAACAAACACUAGCAACAAGGUGACCCAUCUCCAGGCCGGUGAUGCGCACAUCACAUGACCUGCAAGUGCUCUUCUUAUUGGUUUUUUGAUUGUUGUUGCUCUCCCCUCUUCAAGGAGCUGGAGAGCAGCCUGCUGGGUGAAAUGAGGGGAGGGAAUUACACAACUUGAAUAAUAAGAAAUAUUUUUCUAAGAAUGAACUUUGUGCCUUGGGCUUGGUUGAGUGAAUGCCUUUUUUAUUAUUUUUUUUUAUCAGUUGAUCUCAAUCCUAUUGGAUGACAUGGUAAAUACCUUGGACAAUCGUCACUGCAUCCAAUGGAGUAAACACUGUACAAACUCUGCUAAGAUCUGUGUUCUUUUAGAAUGCAAAAGUGAUAUGAUUGCUUCAUUUUUAAAUGCUUACAAAAAUCUUAACUACUGUAAUAUUCUGGUCUGGUAGCUAUCAGCCGCACUCAAACCACAUCACUGGAUUGUAAUGCUCAAGCUUAAAAGGCAUGUGACUUGCUGCCAUUUUGAGUUUAAUUAUAUGGUGUAAUUAGUUAUUUUUUUUAGAUGGAUUUGCCGUUUGUUUGACCCUUUGUUUUUGUAAAUGUUCUUUUAGUUGAGUUGCGCUGUUCUGGCAGCAUCCAAAGUUGCUCUUUUUAAUAAUUGUCACUUGCUCUAGGCAGGUGUUACAGUCUUAGGAUUUAUCAUUAACUGAAUGAAAUUUGAUGUGAAAAGCUGCAUUUCCAUUCAACGGUGUUACUCUCAACAAAAUAAAAACUUGCAGGUACACUUGAAUAAUUUAAUCCAUCUUGGAAAACCACAAGAACCCCCCACCCCCCCACCUUUUUUUUUCUUUUAGGACAUAUCCUUUUUAUUCUUAAUUAAGCCAUUUCACUUUACCGUUAAUGAAGAGAAUGUAUCAAAGUCCCAUUAAAUCUACAACAAACCUGUUUUGUUUCCAUCUUUGACUCUCUUUCAGAUAUGUCCAUCUGAUUCUUGACUAAUUUUGCUUCAAGGUUUUUCUGAUCAUAGUCGCCCCGAAGUGACAUCUCUGUGGGUCAUUUCCCUGUUUUUGUUUUGACGUUUUCCACCCCGCUGUCAGAACAGUUACCAGUGCUGCUAUGGACUUAAAGGGAACUACAUUUGGAUAUUUUCAAUCUGCAAAAACUGGGUGAAUAUUUAGCAUGUUGUAGAUUGUCAUGUGGACCGUUGCUCUAGUUCUGAGGAAUCCAUUACUAACAAGAACUUGCUUGCAUUGGAAAAGGGUAAAUUGUAGUCAUCCUGAUUUAUCACUUUUUGAAAAGGGAGGUCUGUCACCUUAAGUUAUAUUAAAGAAAUGCGUGAAUGUUUACAUUGCAAUCCAAGUGUUUGAAAAUUAACUUUAAUACUGACAUGUAUUUCUAUUUUUAGUAUGUUAAUACUCAUGCUUGUAAAUAGUGUAAGAUACAAAGUUUUGCAGCAUUCAUGUACAUAUUGUAUAAAACUUUUUUGUGGCUCUUAUACUAAGGGUCUUAAUGUUUUU